AUGAACCUCCUCACCUCAGCUACCAUGCUUUCAGUGCCAAUAGCUGAGGAUUUGACAGCCGUGCAACUCUUGCUGCAGGAGCAGCUCAAACAUGCCAAAGAAGCCUACAAAGCAGACGGAGGACACGCACCGAAAAACUGGAGCAGAGAUCAAGAUCAAAUGUGGCUCUCCACUUGGGACCAGCUGCAGAAAGGGAGAUGCAGGAAGUUGGAUCCUCAGCAUGUCAGUCCUUUUGAGGUGGUAGAACAGAUCAAUCCAGUAACAUUCUGCCUCCACCUGCCUCCUUCCAUGAAGAUUCACCUGGUGUUCCAUAGAUCCCUGUUAUCCUUGCCAGCACAGCCCUAUCAACCUGAGAGGCACCACCCGCCACCCAUCAUUGUGGAUGGAGAGAAGGAGUAUGAAGUGGAGCAAUCCUGGACACCUAGCAAAGGAGGGGAAGGCUGCAAUAUCUUGUUGCCUGGAAAAGCUAUGCACUGGACAAGAGAUCCUGGAAGCGUGUGGAAGACAUCCAUGCUCCACUGCUUCAGAAGGAAUUCAUGCGCACUACCUGAACAAGCCACAAUCACUGGUGGGAGGGAGGAGGUGGACCCUGGAGGGGGGUGA
Molecule: messenger RNA, 603 nt
Organism: Podarcis lilfordi (Lilford's wall lizard)
Lineage: Eukaryota; Metazoa; Chordata; Lepidosauria; Squamata; Lacertidae
Source: the annotation of a GenBank genome assembly